Medicago truncatula (barrel medic) is the source of this 2965-nucleotide messenger RNA. RefSeq lists its product as uncharacterized. The record is from RefSeq and is a predicted model, not a curated record. The coding region runs from base 94 to 2655 and encodes 853 amino acids. NCBI's taxonomy places the organism in Eukaryota, Viridiplantae, Streptophyta, Magnoliopsida, Fabales, Fabaceae. Gene Ontology annotation, cellular component: membrane. The transcript has 10 exons. Gene Ontology annotation, molecular function: protein binding.
AAAGUCUGAUUCUGAUUAGUGACCAGCGAGUCCCAAGUUCUAAUUAAUCCCCAACCUUUCCUAGUCUGAUUUGGAUAAAAACGAGGAAAUAGUAUGAUGAAAUCAACAAGUGUUGCCUCUGAUGGAAUAGUUCAUCAAGUACUCACCAAAGACAACUAUGAAAGAUGGAAAAUUGUUAUGCAAAAUUAUCUGCAGGGGCAAGGUCUAUGGGACGUUGUCAUCCAAAAUGCUGACACUCGUACUGAUCAGGUUUCCAAGAAGAUGAAGGAUGGACAGCAAGCUUUACACUUCUUUCAACUAUCAUCUUGUAAACGAGAUUUUCUUGAAACAGUAAAAAAAUCAGGCUGGAAUAACUUCACCAACCAAAAUGGCCCAGAUUCAAGAGCUACCCCAGAUUUGGAGCAAGGGCAAGGCCUUUUAGGCGUUAUCCAGACUGUUUCAGAAUUUGAAACUGAUGCUUCAUGGAAAAUAAAGGAUGUGAAAGCUUUGCAUAUCAUUCAACUAUCAUGUGGACGAGAGAUUGCUGAUGAGAUUAGUCAUUUUAAAACAGCCAAAAGCGCCUGGAAUCAUUUAGGCUCAUUAUAUGGCAAAGAUUUAACAGCCGGUGCAGAUCAUGAACAAGAUGUGGAUCAUAUCCACUCUCCGAAGAAUAAAGAAUUGUUCUGGAAGGUGAUGAGAGGUACGCCUAUUGGAAAUAUCGGUAUGGACUCGGAUGUAUAUAUGACAUCGGCUUCCAGGUCUUCGCUACUUCACGCAGCAGUGAUUGCUGGAAAUGUGGAAAAUGUGGAAUUGUUGGUGAAAGUAGGGAAAGAUAAGUUAAUAUGCAUGCAAGACGAACACGGUGACACAGCUCUUGCUCUUGUUGCACGCUAUACUGGAAAUACUGAUAUAGCAAAGUGCAUGGUAGAGGAAAUAAAGGGACUCUCAGAAACGUUGCUAGAAAAGGAGAACAAUGACAAUGUAAUCCCUAUUCUUCUAGCUGCUGCUAAUGGACACAAGGAGUUGACUUCUUAUCUUUACUCGAAAACCCCCCCAAAUCCAAAGUGUUCGACAAAUGUGGCUUUGAGAUUACUCAGGCGUUUCAAUGAUCUGCCCGAGCAAUCAUUAUCAGUAUAUAACUUUUCCGUCCCUACGUUGUUAAGGGAAUCAUUAUCACUACCUAGCAAAAUCUCAGAAUCAGAUCCUCUCCAGCAAUCCUUACCUGAUAAAUUCUCGGCCUUAGUUGCAAUUGCUAAAAUGCCUACAUCUUUUCCAAGUGGCACCCGUUCGGGAUUUCUAGGCCAAAUUAUUUAUGAAAAUUUGAGCGUGGAAAGGAGUUUCAACAUUGAGUAUGAUAUUCCCGAAAUUGGGAACUUCGUCCGAAAGGUAACAUGUGUUGCUGAUGCUGCUAAUGAAAGACCACAAAAGAUUUCUUCCGCAGUUCAUUGUGGCAUAGGCAGAAAGGUUUUGAAUUUCGUUGUUCUAAUAAUGCUUUCGGGUUGGCGCUUCUGCAAACUGCUGGUAUCGAUAUUUCUCUUUUGGCCAGUAAAGCUUUUGGGUCGACUACUUUGUAAGAUAUUCCAUGGAGUUGCAUAUUUGUUGGUUCAAGUUUUCCAUUACCUAGAUAUAAAUGGAAUCCGGAAAAUAUAUGAUCAAAAAUAUACACAUUAUGAAGUUAUAGGAAUAUUGAGUUACUUCUGCCGAAGUGUUGGAAAAUUUAAUAGUUCAAAGCUCAAAGAGGCUUCCGCGUAUGAAGCAAUGUUGCAUGCAUCCCAACAUGGAAUAAUCGAGUUCAUAAAUGCCAUGAGGGACGCUAAUCCUAAUUUUCUUUCAGCCGUCGAUAGCUGCCAUAGAGGCAUAUUUUCGUAUGCAAUCUUGCAUCGCAAACAAAAUGUGUUUCAACUCAUACAUUCUGUCAAUGGACGAAAGGAGAUACUUAGACAUCGUAUAGACUCAUUUGGCAAUAACUUGUUGCACCUGGCAGCACAUUUAGGUCCUUCAUCUGAUCGUCAUAGCAGAUCCGGUGCUGCUCUGCAAAUGCAAAGAGAAAUUCAAUGGUUUAAGGCGGUUGAGAAAGUUUUGCAUCCCAAGUUUAAGGAAGCCGAAAAUGAUGAUGGUAAGAAGCCUUAUGAGAUAUUCAUUGAAAGCCACGAGGAGCUAGUGAAAGAAGGAGAGAAAUGGGCAAAAGACACAGCAACAUCUUAUACAAUUGUGGGAACACUCAUCACUACCAUCAUGUUUGCUGCAGCCUUUACGGUCCCAGGUGGAAAUGACGACAAAACUGGUUUGCCCAUCUUCUUACAUGACAACAUAUUCACUGCAUUUCUCAUGGCAGACGCAGUAUCUCUCUUCGCAUCUGCAACUUCCGUCUUGAUUUUCAUUGGAAUACUCACAUCGCGUUAUGCUGAGAAGGACUUUCUCAAGAGCUUGCCUUGGAAGUUAUUGUUCGGUCUUUUGCUCCUUUUUCUCUCUGUUUGUUCCAUGAUAGUUGCAUUUAGCGCAGCCAUUAUUGACAUGAUCUUAAAGGGAUAUGAAACCCAUAAGUGGUUCAUUGUAGUACCAAUCAUGGCACUUGGCAGUAUUCCGAUUAUUGUGCUCGUAAUAUCACAGGUAAGCUUCAUGUAUGAAAUCUUCCGCUCAACAUGGAAAAAUCCCAUUCGUUCAAUAAACAAAUGACAACAGUAAUAUGUAUGCUUUAAAGUUCAAACGAUUCAUACUUGCUUCUAUAAAAGGUAAAUAUUACUCAUGAGAAUGAUAGAGAUUCUAUCAAUUGCAGAAAAAUUUAGAUUCUUUCCUUCCAUUGUUUCAUGAAUCUGUAAUAAUUUAUUAAAAGAAAGAAUAAUUUUGUACUUCUCAUUGUAUAUUCCCCUGUUUUUUUUAGCAAAAAAAUAUUGCAUACUAUGCUGGUUUGACACCCUAAAGACCAAGAGAUAUGGGGAAUGUGGCAUCCAUUUCAGCAAUCAAUAAGAAAAAUCACUUUGGAUAA